AAUCAUUCAGCUUUUCCCCAUUCAAGUAGUGUGAAUUUUAACUUGACCAAACCAACAUAAAUACUGACAGAUUGCAUUAAUAGACAAAUGUAGUGCAAUUAGAAAAUGUCCUAGUUUAUAUCAAUUCACGGUCCUUCUGUGAGCCUGACGGCUGGUGUCAAAGGUUACGGUAGUUCAUCAGAUGACGACUCAUUUCCCCAUUGCAGAGGGCUGAAUUUCCAAUAUUUGUCAUCUCGGGAGCCGACAGCAGAGGAUCUGCUCUCACCAAGUCACUCCAUUAAAGCGAAAUAAAGUCACCUUCACACUUCACACAGGACUAAAUACAGCCCAUAUGAAUACAGCAGAGAUUUACUAUAAUGAUUUAUUUUAUGUUUGUAACAUGCAGAACUACUCUUCAUCUUUUAAUCACUCUCCUAAUCAUCAAAAACAACCAUUAUUGGAGUUUAGCUUUGGAGGUAAAAACCUAGAGAAUGAGGAAAUUUGCCAAUACGUUCAAAAUGAGGAAAAGCCGAUGGCAGAAGACGUCCAGUCAUUGUGAAAGUUGCCACUUCUCCUCAUGGGAGUUUUGAGGUUUUAAGUCACAUCGGAAAUUUAGUGGUCCAGCCUUCAGACUCCGUACUGACCUAUAAAAGACGGCUGCACUCGGAUGUUUUAUCACUUCUUGACGUUGUUGAGGGACCACAAUGCUACGCAAGGGCAUCACAGGGAGCUUUGGAGCUGCUAUCCACGGCCUCAACACCCCCCAGCUGACAGAUGGCGUGAUUAACAGGAGCAAAAGGAUGAUGCUGGACACCCUGGGCGUCGGGCUGAUAGGAACCAGGACAGAUGUCUUCAAGAAGGCGCUCGCAUACAGCAAGCUGUUCAGGUCUGACGAGAUGAGCAGGGUUUGGGGUCAAACAGAGCUCAGUCUCCCUCCUCCCUACGCCGCGUUCGUCAACGGCAUCGCGGUUCACUCCAUGGACUUUGAUGACACUUGGCACCCAGCGACUCACCCCUCUGGAGCCGUGCUGCCCGCCCUGCUGGCCCUGGCAAAGACGCUGCCCAGGCCGCCCUCGGGUCUGGACCUGCUGCUGGCCUUCAACGUCGGCAUCGAGGUGCAGGGGAGACUCAUGAGGUUCUCCAGAGAGGCCUACAGCAUCCCAGAGAGAUUCCACCCUCCCAGCGUGGUGGGGGUGAUGGGAAGCGCCGCAGCCUCAGCCAAGCUGCUGGGUCUGUCCCCGGCACAGUGCGCCCACGCUCUGGCCAUCGCCGCCUCCUCUGCCGGGGCCCCGCUGGCCAACGCCGCCACGCAAACCAAACCCCUGCACGUGGGGAACGCUGCUCGCCGAGGCCUGGAGGCCGCCCAGCUGGCCCGCAUGGGGCUGGAGGGGAACCCAGACAUCCUGGACGUGAGCGGCGGGUUUGGCGUCUACUACAAGGACUACGGUCCUUCAGCAAUGGAGGGGUCGUCCUCCACGGACUUCAGGUGGAUCCUGGAAGACCAGGACGUGGCGUUCAAGCGCAUCCCCGCUCACCUGGGGAUGCACUGGGCGGUGGACGCGGCCCUGGCGGCUCGCGCAAAACUCGUCGCCGCGGUCGGUAACUUUGACCUCGGCCGCGUCAGAAAGGUCACACUCAGGGUGCCUCCGUCCAAGUACGUCAACUGCGCCUUCCCCGCCACGGAGCACCAAGCCAGGCACUCGUUUCAGUUCAACGCCUCCUCCGCCCUGCUGGACAACAAGGUGACGGUGUCUUCCUUCAGCAGAGCGCACGUCGACCGGCCCGCCCUGAAGGAGCUGCUGUCCAAAGUGCAGGUGGAGACCCCUGGAGACAACCCACCCAGCUUCGACCAGAUGUACUGCGAGGUGGAGAUCGAGACCGCGCAGGGCCAGAGUCACGCGGCCAGGUGCGACACCUUCUACGGCCACUGGAGGAAGCCACUGAGUCAAGAGGACCUGGUGGAGAAGUUCAGCGUUAACGCGUCCUCCGUGUUGUGCACGGAGGGGGUGGAGGGCGUGAUCGACGUCGUCGGGAACAUUGAGAGCGUGAGGGAAUGCUCGAUCCUAAACGCGUACCUGAGCAUGACGAGCGGUGAAGAGGAGCAGCUGUACAGCACGAGGAGCAUGUGAUUGUUCACCACUUUUAUGAAAAUGGCUUUAACUUAACUUCCGCAACAAUCACUGUAAAUAUUUUGUAUUCAGCAUUUUCUUCCACGGGCGCAAGAAAUAAAGCACGCUGAGAAAGUCAA
Molecule: messenger RNA, 2227 nt
Organism: Gasterosteus aculeatus aculeatus (three-spined stickleback)
Lineage: Eukaryota; Metazoa; Chordata; Actinopteri; Perciformes; Gasterosteidae
Gene: acod1
Product: aconitate decarboxylase 1
Biological process (GO): defense response
Cellular component (GO): mitochondrion
Molecular function (GO): aconitate decarboxylase activity
Source: RefSeq, a predicted model, not a curated record